CCACACCGCAGCGCUCAUGGCCAAAAAAAUUGCCGCAAAACGGCGCUGCCGUGCGAAAACCUGUUUUUUUUCCUUCAAGACCGCCAAAGCACCGACCGCCCCCCGCCGCCCAAAUUCCAUGACACUGCGUGGGGCAAUAAAAACAAACAGAACGCUUGGCCACCUGAGAGCGACCAACUGUAAAAGUGGGCCGCCCGAGAAGAAGAGCAGCGACGCUGGCAGCGGCGGACCUCGAAGAUUUCACUUUUCGACGAACGAUUCAACGGAGCGGAGCUAAAAAACGCGAUUUUCUCACCAGCAAUUGUAAAUAAUUGUGAUUUUGUAGCCGAAUAAUAAUAGGAGAAUAGUCAUCAUGUACCGCGCCAGUGGGUUAAGGAUUAUGCAACAGCUGCGACGAAGGAUUCCCUCGGAGAUUCAGGGGCUUCAAAACAUUAAAGUUGCGCCUGCGCUGCAAACUUUCACUUUCCAACAACAACAACCAGAUCGCUGGACGGCAACAUCGACGGCCAGUGGAAAGCAUUCCAGUGCGCAGGUGGCGACCCCGCCCCCGCGGCACGACUGGAAUAGGGCGGUCAGCGAGGCGGAGAGGAUCGUUGGCUAUCCCACAUCCUUUUUGAGCCUGCGCUGGCUGCUCAGCGACGAGAUCGCCAAUGUGGCGCUGCACUUGCGCAAACUGGUGGGCAGCGCCCAUCCGCUAAUGAAGACCGCCAAGCACCUGCUAUACAAUGGCAAGAACACGAUGCAAGCUUGGGGAUUGAUAGUGCUCCUGGUGUCCAAGGCCGCAGGACAUGCUCCUAGUGUUCCCGAUGUGGAACAGGAUAAGAGUGCCGGAGUGCUCCACUCACAAAGAGCUCUGGCUGAGGUCACUGAGAUGAUCAGGAUCUCACAUCUGGUCCACAAUAGCGUGGUCAACCUGCAGUCGAGCACACAAGCUGGCCAGGAUGUAGCCACCUACGACGACAUGUCCUUUGGCAACAAAAUCGGCCUGCUGACCGGCGACUAUCUGCUGGGCCAUUCCAGUGCGGAGCUGGCAAACCUACGAAACCAGGAGGUGGUGGAGCUCAUCUCGUCGGCGGUGCGUGACUUCUCGGAAUCGGAAUUCAUUGGGGAGCGGGACGAACAGAACAAUCCGCUGCCCUACAAACCGGGUACCUUUCAGCGGCCAUCGCUUAGCGUUGGUGUGGACUUCAACGAGCACGAUGUGAUGACCCCGAUGCCCAUUGCUCAGGUUCUUGGAAAUCCUGAGGAGGAAUGGGAGUGCCGCAACAUCCUCAAUGCUGGUAGUCUGUUGGGCAAAUCCUGUCAAGCUUCGCUGAAGUUGGCCGGGCAGAGUGAGGAGCUCCAGCGGCACGCGUACCGCUUUGGCAAACACUUGGCGCUCGCUUGGCAGGCCUGCUUAGAUGCCGAACCAUUUCAGUGUCCCCAACUCCCGCUGGAUGCGGCUUUCAGCCUGGUUAGUGCACCAGUUCUUUUCCAUUUGGAGCAUGAUCCUGAAAUGUAUGCCCAACUGGAGGCGGGCAAGCAAUCGGUGGAUAAUAUCGACUACGACAAGAUCCACAAGGCAAUCCUAGCCGGUCCGGCGUUGGUUAAAACUAAGGAACUGCAGAGGAAGCAUACUGCAGCCGCUUUGGCUGUUCUGCAACACUUCCCGGCCACGGAUGCUCGACAGGCUCUAGAGAACAUCAUCCUGGCCAUGCAGGAUCUCUGAUCCGAAACAAUCGAUGCCGAUUUAUCACGGGUUCAGGGCUUAGUUUAGGUGUAUUUAUUCCAUUGGGUCAUUCUUCAUUAUUGCAGACAUUGUUGACUAAUCUUAAACGGAGUGUUUUAAAAAGAUACUUUGUGCUUACUUUUGUUAAAUCACACAUUACUUGGUGCGAGUACAAAAAUUAUAAUUAUUAAAAACGUUUUUAAAGUCUUUAAACUAAUCAAUAGAUUUUGUACUUAAAUGAUUGGUAUAUGAAUAAACACUUUACAAUACACAAAAA
Drosophila gunungcola (fruit fly) is the source of this 1985-nucleotide messenger RNA. It is a transcript of the gene Pdss2, whose product is annotated as all trans-polyprenyl-diphosphate synthase PDSS2. Bases 353 to 1708 code for a protein of 451 amino acids. Gene Ontology annotation, biological process: isoprenoid biosynthetic process; ubiquinone biosynthetic process. Gene Ontology annotation, molecular function: prenyltransferase activity. The transcript is spliced from 3 exons. Lineage: Eukaryota; Metazoa; Arthropoda; Insecta; Diptera; Drosophilidae. Gene Ontology annotation, cellular component: transferase complex; mitochondrion. The record is from RefSeq and is a predicted model, not a curated record.